Messenger RNA from Punctularia strigosozonata HHB-11173 SS5, 1032 nucleotides. RefSeq names its product acetolactate synthase. The record is from RefSeq and is a predicted model, not a curated record. Bases 1 to 1032 code for a protein of 343 amino acids. The transcript has 4 exons. Gene Ontology annotation, cellular component: mitochondrial nucleoid; acetolactate synthase complex. Gene Ontology annotation, molecular function: acetolactate synthase regulator activity. Gene Ontology annotation, biological process: branched-chain amino acid biosynthetic process. NCBI's taxonomy places the organism in Eukaryota, Fungi, Basidiomycota, Agaricomycetes, Corticiales, Punctulariaceae.
AUGUUCGCAGCGAGAGCCCGGCCCGCGCAGAGGGUAUUUGCAUCGCGCCUGCUGUCGACUACCACGCGCAGAACGCAACCCUCGUCCCCGCGUCCUCCUCGGCCUAUCGACGACUCCACGUCCGCACUCGAUUACAAGCGCACACAACGCCAUGCGCCCCCGCCCCUGCCCCAGAUGGACACGCCUCGGACGCGGACCGCGGAGGAGGCGGUCACAAAUAUUCUCUACAAUACGCCGCCGCCGAGCAUGCAGCCUUACAAAAAACACAUCCUGAAUUGUCUCGUGCAGAAUGAGCCAGGCGUGCUCUCGCGCGUGUCCGGCAUCCUCGCCGCGCGGGGGUUCAACAUCGAUUCGCUGGUCGUCUGCCGGACCGAAAUCCGCGACCUCUCCCGGAUGUGCAUCGUUCUCAACGGACAGGAUGGCGUCGUUGAGCAGGCCCGCAGGCAGCUUGAAGACCUCGUCCCGGUGUGGGCAGUACUCGACUACACCGAAACACGCUGCAUCGAGCGCGAACUUCUUCUCGUGAAGGUAUCCAUCCUCGGCCCCGAGUAUCUCGAAGCGCAGCUACUCGGUGGUCCCUCUCACGACCCACGCGCCUUCACUCCCGCCGACUCGGCUGCCCCUGCGGCACCCAUCGCCACCGACGGCGACGUGAAGUUCGAGCGCGAGAAGGUGCUCGCAAGCCACUUUGAGCACCGCGCCGCGCCCUCGACUGCCGAGCCCAUCGCGCUCACCCCGAGCGAGGCUCUGCGCGUCAAGCACCAGCACCUGCAGUCGAUAGCGACCCUCGCGAAGCAGUUCGGUGCCAAGAUCGUGGACGUGUCGGAUAACAGCGUGAUCGUUGAGAUGAGCGCAAAGACGAGCCGCGUAGACGCCUUCCUCCAGCUGGUCGAGCCCUUCGGUGUGCUUGAGAGUGCGCGAACUGGUGUCAUGGUGCUCCCUCGCACGCCCCUUCGCAAAACUCCAGGAGAAGACGACGACACGUUGGACGAAGUCGCCGCCGUGGACGUUAGCCAGCUUCCUCCCGGUUGA